Messenger RNA from Funneliformis mosseae, 250 nucleotides. Lineage: Eukaryota; Fungi; Glomeromycota; Glomeromycetes; Glomerales; Glomeraceae. The record is from the annotation of a GenBank genome assembly.
CCCUAUUAAACAAUUUGCUAAAAAAGGAUAUAUCUUACAAUUGAAUAAACAAUAUCAAGAGAUUUUUGAAAUACUUAAGGAAAAGUUGAUAACUACGCCAAUCUUAUCUUAUCCUGAUUUCAAUCAAUCUUUUAUUUUGAGUACUAAUGCAAGUACUACAGGACUAGGUGCAGUACUUUCACAAAAAAACAAUGAAGAAAGAGAAUAUCCUAUUUGGUAUGCAAGUAGAACAUUGAGCCUAGCUGAAUAA